AUGGGCUAUUACAAUUUCCUCUACCAAUAUCCCUACUGUCUUCUUCUCCUUGUCUUCCUCACAUCCUCCUACUUCCUCCUGAAGCGCAAGAGUGCCAAACACCUCCGGAAUCUCCCGCCGGGCAGCCUCGGAUGGCCGGUCAUCGGAGAAACCCUCGGGUUCUUCUCCGAAGGCCCGAAGAAUUUCAUCCUAAAAAGACUCAAAAACCACUCAACUGAAGUCUUCAAAACCAACAUCCUCGGCGAAAACACCGUCGUCUUCUCCGGUCCGGAGGCCAACAAGUUCAUCACCACCAACGAGCAGAAGCUCGUCAGAGUUUGGUUCCCCCAUUCCCAACAACGCCUCUUCGGAGUCAUCAAAAGUAGUGCAAACAACAUUAAUCAGCAGCAGAAAACAUCUCCUGGGAUUGCCCGCUUGUAUGGAUUUCUCAAGCCGGAGCCGAAGUUCGUCGAAAAGUUCGAUUUCUUAAUGAAGCAACAGCUGAGCGAGUACUGCGGAAAAGAAGUGAAUGUCGGAGCUUAUCAGCUCGUGAAGAGCUAUGUUCUGACUCUGUCCUGCAACUACUUGCUCGGAAUAGAGCCGGAGAGGGCGGCGAAACUGGCGGGGAAGUUCGACGACGUCGUUAACGGGAUUCACUCCGUCCACUUGGACUUUCCGGGGACUGUUUUCCGCUGCGCAAAAAAGGCGGCGGCGGAGGUGAGGAGGGAGAUUGAGGGGAUUAUAAAGGAGAAGAGUGAUGAUCAGGUGGCGGCGACUGCGGCGGCGGAGGAUCUCUUGUCCAUAUUUAUCGCCGCCGACCGGAGCGGGAAGGUUAUGUUGCCGUCGACCGUGGCGAAUAUAGUUAUGGGGAUUAUGGCUGCGAGCUAUGGCUCGGUUGUCACUGCUAUUGCUUUUAUGGUUAAGUUCGUUGGACAAAGGCCUGAUGUCUACGAGAAGAUAUACUCCGAGCAAUCGGAAAUCUUAGCUCUGAAGGGAAGUGGCACACUUGAUUGGGAUCACAUAAACAGAAUGAAGUAUACGUGGGCCGUUGCAUGUGAGACCAUGAGAAUGGUAUCGCCUUUUUUGGGCACUUUUAGAGAGGCUCUAACCGACUUCAACUAUGCCGGUUUCACCAUACCAAAAGGAUGGAAGAUCUUCUGGGCGGUAAGCAUGACAAACAAGAAUCCAGAGUACUUUGCUGAGCCAGAAAAGUUUGAGCCCUCAAGGUUCUUGGGAAAUGAACAUUAUUUACCGCACACUUUCCUUCCCUUUGGGGGAGGACCCAGAAUGUGUGCAGGAAAGGAUUAUGCGAGGCUUGCAGUGUUAGUUUUCAUGCACAACCUUGUGACUAAGUUCAAGUGGGACGUUUUACUUCCCAACGAGAGAAUUUUAGGUGGUAUGGUUAUGCCAACCCCAAUCAAAGGACUUCCGGUUCGCCUCUAUCCUGUUUCCAUUGAGAAAUGA
Messenger RNA from Morus notabilis, 1443 nucleotides. Its product is annotated as beta-amyrin 28-oxidase. Gene Ontology annotation, biological process: sterol metabolic process. The coding region runs from base 1 to 1443 and encodes 480 amino acids. The transcript has 3 exons. Gene Ontology annotation, molecular function: iron ion binding; oxidoreductase activity, acting on paired donors, with incorporation or reduction of molecular oxygen; heme binding. The record is from RefSeq and is a predicted model, not a curated record. NCBI's taxonomy places the organism in Eukaryota, Viridiplantae, Streptophyta, Magnoliopsida, Rosales, Moraceae.